Messenger RNA from Marmota flaviventris (yellow-bellied marmot), 1399 nucleotides. RefSeq names its product keratin 13 (gene Krt13). Lineage: Eukaryota; Metazoa; Chordata; Mammalia; Rodentia; Sciuridae. Gene Ontology annotation, biological process: epithelial cell differentiation; intermediate filament organization. Gene Ontology annotation, molecular function: structural molecule activity. Gene Ontology annotation, cellular component: cytoskeleton; keratin filament. The record is from RefSeq and is a predicted model, not a curated record.
GGCUCAGGCCACACCAAGCUCCUGUCUGCACCUGCUCUCAAUCUUGCUCCCACCAUGAGCUGUCGCCUGCAGAGCUCCUCCACUAGCUAUGGCGGUGGUUUCGGAGGUGGCUCUUGCCAACUGGGAGGGGGCCGCAAUAUCUCCACCUGUUCUACUCGAUUCGUCUCUGGGGGAUCCGCUGGAAGCUAUGGGGGCGGCAUGAGCUGUGGCUUUGGUGGCGGAGCUGGUAGUGGCUUUGGAGGUGGUUAUGGAAGUGGCUUUGGUGGAGGUUUUGGAGGUGGCUUUGGUGGUGGCUUUGGUGACUUCGGUGGUGGCGAUGGCGGCCUCCUGUCUGGCAAUGAGAAGAUCACCAUGCAGAACCUCAACGACCGCCUGGCCUCCUACCUGGACAAGGUGCGGGCCCUGGAGGAGGCCAACGCUGACCUGGAGGUGAAGAUCCGAGACUGGUACCAGAAGCAGAGCCCUGCCAGUCCGGAACGUGACUACAGCCACUACUACAAGACCAUCGAGGAGCUCAGGGAGAAGAUCCUGGCAGCCACCAUUGAUAACAACAGGGUCGUCCUGGAGAUUGACAAUGCCAGGCUGGCUGCUGACGACUUCAGGCUCAAGUAUGAGAAUGAGCUGGCCCUGCGCCAGAGCGUGGAGGCCGACAUCAACGGCCUGCGCAGGGUGCUGGACGAGCUGACCCUGUCCAAGACUGACCUGGAGAUGCAGAUUGAAAGCCUGAACGAGGAGCUGGCCUACAUGAAGAAGAACCACGAGGAGGAGAUGAAGGAGUUCAGCAACCAGGUGGUAGGCAAGGUCAACGUGGAGAUGGACGCCACCCCUGGCAUUGACCUGACCCGUGUGCUGGCAGAGAUGAGGGAACAGUAUGAGGCCAUGGCAGAGAAGAACCGUCGGGAUGCCGAGGAAUGGUUCCAGAGCAAGAGUGCAGAGCUGAACAAGGAGGUGUCCUCCAACGCCGCCAUGAUCCAGACCAGCAAGACAGAGAUCACAGAACUCAGGCGUACACUGCAGGGUCUAGAGAUCGAGCUGCAGUCUCAGCUGAGCAUGAAAGCUGGGCUAGAGAGCACCUUGGCCGAGACGGAGUGCCGCUACGCCCUGCAGCUGCAGCAGAUCCAGGGCCUCAUCAGCAGCAUCGAGGCCCAGCUGAGUGAUCUCCGCAGCGAGAUGGAGUGCCAGAACCAGGAGUACAAGAUGCUGCUGGACAUCAAGACGCGGCUGGAGCAGGAGAUCGCCACCUACCGCAGCCUGCUCGAGGGCCAGGACUCCAGGUAGGUCCCUCGGCAGCUGCUGUCUUGGGAAAGUUGCUGCAGGAUCCCUGAUGUCAGAGCAGUCGGGGCUUUAGAGACCGACUCUCUCUUGGCAGAGAGGGGAUUGCUCCUGUCUGAGCUUAAGG